AUGCGAGCCCUGCCAGCCCUGGACGCGCCCCAGAACGAGCGACUGCUGACCCGGGACCCCGCGGCCCCCAGGGUCCGGGACGCGGCGGGGCCAGCACGCAGGAGCGCCGUGGAGAGGCUGGCGGCCGACCGCGCCAAGUACGUGCGGGGCCCUCCGAGAGCCGGCGCGGGCCCAGCGGCCGCGGGCAGCAACCCCGCGGCGAGCGAAGGGACCGCGGGCGAUCCUCGGCCUCCGCCUCGCGUCCCCGGUGCCGUGGCGCGCAGGGCCAUAGCUCGGAAGCCGCUGAGGCCCGACUCGCUGGUCAUCUACCGGCAGAAAUGCGACUUCGUCCGAGGCCAGGGCGCAGACAGCUCCAGGGCGGGCCUGGUGAAGAAGCUCUUCCAGGGCCCGGGCAAGGACAAGACGUCGCUGCCCCCGGAGACGCCCCAGGUGGGAGAGGAGAUCGGGGCCAGGCGCGAGGAGCCUGUCCCGUCCAAGCCCGGCUCUGCGGCGGCCUCCGCGGCCCCCCGCGUUCCCGCGCCCCCGGCGCGCCCAGCACCCUGUGGGACGCCCUCCCCAGUGCCGGCUGCGCCCCGGGGCCCGGAGCUGCAAGGAUCGAGGCGGGGGCUGCAGCGGUCGCAGUCAGACCUCAGCUGCCGCUACUCUGCGUCCUUGGCCGAAUGGGACACCUUCUUCCAGUUCUGCGGCCUGGAACCGGAGGUCGUGGAAGCUCUCGGGAGGGAGAACUUCUCCGCGGGGUCGGACCGCGUCACACUCAAGGUCCGCAGCGUGAGCGUCGCCACCUCCGACAGCGGCUUCUCCCGGCAGAGCGGCAGCGACGCGGGGCUGCAGGAGGAAGGGCUGGCGGAGCAGGUGCCCAGCACCACCUCGGUGGUCGAGAGGAACGCCCGCAUCAUCAAGUGGCUGUACACCUGCAGGAAAGCCAGGGAGAAGCCCGGCCAGGCGCUGCAGGGCCCCGCGUGAUCGCUCGCGCUCUGCGGAGACCUGGACCCCAGGAAGUGAGGUUUCCAGACUGUGGGGGCUCCUUGAAGUAUGUCCUGGAUGACUGGGGACCUGGGGCCAUCCUCAGUGCCACAGGA
Enhydra lutris kenyoni (northern sea otter) is the source of this 1079-nucleotide messenger RNA. Its product is annotated as family with sequence similarity 110 member C. Gene Ontology annotation, molecular function: alpha-tubulin binding. The record is from RefSeq and is a predicted model, not a curated record. Lineage: Eukaryota; Metazoa; Chordata; Mammalia; Carnivora; Mustelidae. Gene Ontology annotation, biological process: positive regulation of cell migration; regulation of cell projection assembly. Gene Ontology annotation, cellular component: cell cortex. The coding region runs from base 1 to 963 and encodes 320 amino acids. The transcript has 2 exons.